AUGCAAAUCCGUUAUUUUAGGCGUCGUGCACUGAGAAUAUCUGAUGGCAUCGAACAUAUGGGCAGUAUUCGUUGGGAAUUAGCCGGCACGUUGUUACUGGUGUGGAUUUUGUGUUACUUCUGCAUUUGGAAGGGAGUCAAAUGGACGGGCAAAGUUGUUUACUUUACAGCACUUUUUCCUUAUGUCUUGCUUACUAUACUUCUUAUUCGAGGCAUAACACUGCCUGGAGCUUUCGAAGGCAUAAAAUUCUACGUCAUACCACACUUUUCAAAGCUAACCGAAUCAGAAGUAUGGAUCGAUGCAGUGACUCAAAUUUUCUUUUCUUAUGGACUAGGUCUUGGAACAUUAGUUGCACUGGGAAGUUAUAAUAAGUUUACAAACAACGUCUACAAAGACGCUUUGAUUGUUUGUACAGUCAACUCGAGCACAAGCAUGUUUGCAGGAUUUGUGAUAUUCUCAGUUGUGGGUUUCAUGGCGCACGAACAACAGAGGCCGGUAGCGGAAGUAGCUGCAUCUGGACCAGGACUAGCAUUUUUAGUGUAUCCUUCUGCCGUACUACAGCUGCCUGGAUCACCAUUAUGGUCCUGUUUAUUUUUCUUUAUGCUACUUCUCAUUGGACUCGAUUCGCAGUUCUGUACCAUGGAAGGUUUCAUUACUGCCAUUAUUGACGAAUGGCCACAAUUGUUGCGCAAGCGUAAAGAAAUAUUUAUUGCCGUGGUCUGUUUACUCAGUUAUCUAGUGGGACUUACUUGUAUAUCCCAGGGAGGUAUGUACAUAUUCCAAAUAUUGGACUCGUAUGCAGUAAGUGGAUUCUGUUUACUAUGGCUCAUAUUUUUCGAAUGUAUAUCCAUAUCGUGGUGUUACGGAGUUGAUCGUUUUUACGAUGGUAUCAAAGAUAUGAUCGGUUACUAUCCCAUCGUGUGGUGGAAGUUUUGUUGGUGUGUUACAACUCCUCUUAUCUGUUUGGGAGUGUUCUUUUUUAACAUCAUACAAUGGAAACCAAUUAAAUAUUUGGAUUACAAUUAUCCAUGGUGGGCACACGCGUUCGGUUGGUUCACGGCGUUGUCGUCGAUGCUUUACAUACCAGCCUACAUGUUUUGGUUGUGGAAGCGAACACCUGGCGAUGCAGGCGAGAAAAUCCGUGCGAUUGUGCGAAUAGACGAAGAUGUUACACACCUCAGAGAAAAAAUGCAGCAGGAAGCAGCUAAAAAAGUUGAGCUCUAUACACUGUAGAAAAAAUAAAUCAGAAUAGAAAAUUAUACUUCAUACACUAGCAUUAUCAUAAACUAAAGUAAUAAUUUCACUCAUUCAUGCACAAACCCUCUAUGUAAUUAUUGUAACUACAUACAUACAUAUCUGCUUCACUUUAGCAAAGAUUUACGUAGGUGUUAGGUACAGUAUAUAUGUAUAUGAUCCAAAUAUUUGAUUCACAUAGUACUCGAUUUUUGCUUAUUAAGGGUUUUCUAUAUAAAAUUACAACAAACUCUUCUUAUUAAUGUAAGGCUUUUUUUUAUUAAAUAUUCUCUGUAGAUUUAAAUUAAAUACAAAUAUACGGGCAUAUGGGGUAAGGCAUCAAGUGUACUUGUGUAGAAUAUUUAUUAUUCAUUGCAAAAGAACCAUGAUGAAAUUUUGUUUUAUCAAUUACAUAACAUAAAAAGUUCAAACAAGACGUUUCUAGAUCUUUGUGAAGCGAUUUGUCAUGAAAGUAAACACCUAAAAGGCAGAGAACUUUUUGGGAGCAGUAACUUCAACUGAUUGUCGUCAAAUUUAUAUACCCUAAAAAUUUAAAAAAGAACCUUAAAAAAACUUAUAACAAGCUACCAAGUAAAUUUGUAUAUUCUUAUGAUUUCUAGAAAUUUGAGUUCGACAUUAAAUUUCGCGUAAUGAUCAGCAAUUACCGCAACACUAAAUAUGUUACCAUAUAAAAAUGUUAUAUAAAUCUUUUUAUGCGUGACUUAGCAAUUUUUUCUUCAGGAACGGAUAAAAAUCGAGUUUUUUCAUGAAUGAAAAAGUGGGCAUGUUCUAAAAUUCCCAAAACACUUUUAUACGAUUACAUAUAUAUAUACAGGCAUAUUUGCCUUUCUUGUUAUGCAAAAAAACAAAACCAUAGUUUUUCUUUCACGGAUUAUGAUAAUUCUUUUUUAAUGUUAAUUAAUUAAUUAAAAUUAAUUAAUGUUAGUCUAAUAGAUAGUUUUAUAGUUUUAUUCUUUUCCUAAAGAACAAUAUAUAUUUUCUUAUAUUUUUUCGUUUAACCAUUGGGCAUUGAUUAUUUAAUUUUUUUUCUUCAAGCGUAAUAAUCAUUUCUUAAUUUUUUUAUAAUGCAUUCACAAAAAGUGAAGGUUUUUUUUUUAGUGGAGAUUAUUUCGGGCGAAAAUUAAAAAUUAUUAUACUAUUUCCGACCAACAAUUAAAAAAAUAAUCUGCACUACAAUUAAACUUUAGCACCGUCGUGAUGGCCAUUGAAUAUAUUAUGUUACCGCGAGUUACGUUAUUAGGGAGUGUUACGUAAUAUAAAACACCAUUUUUAGAAUCCGGAACAAAUGGUUCAAAUGAGACUUUUACUGAUCCAUAGAGCAAUUUUCUCAGAAGACUAUAACCUACUCGGUUAAGGUUAAAAUAAAUUAGGGAAAUAAAAUCUACAGGGAUAUUAGACCAAACUAUUAAAUGUUGAGACUUUUUUCAGCAUAUAUUUCACCUGCUCCACUUAGGUGAUUAUGAGUUUAUGAGAUAAGUAGUAUAACUAUUCGUUUGAGUUGAAAUCUCACGUACUUGCCCUUCAAAUAAAGGGGAAAAUAAACAGGUGUAAUGAUUGCUAGGUAUCCAUUUUUGGAAAAAUUAUACUUACCUGGAGGCUAAGGAAAAAUAGAAUUUAUUAGCUUGCAAGGAUGUAACAAGAGGUACUGGAGGUAAUUGUUUGCCUCUAACCAAUGUAGGAUUUUGACUAGGCCUUCACAGGCAAUUUGGUCCUUUCAAUGCUAAUCAGGUAUUCUAAACUUCUAGUUUCGAUUUUUUUACGCUGAAUCGGCCUCGAUCAUAUUACUUAUGUAUAUAUCUAUAUAGUACAAUAUAAUACAAUAUGAAGUUUUGAAACAUUCGCAGAUUUAUCUACUAUUUAUUCAAAACCUAAAAGUCAAAAAUUUUACAUGCAUAAAAUGAAAGCUUUUAAAACAAAAAAAUAGCUAAGCUGUUUCCAUUUUAAUUAGAAGCAGAGCAAACUUUAAAGGAAAAAAGCAAUUUUGACCUAUUGAACCUAUUGAAGCUAUUUUAACAGAAGCAACGUGCGUCGGGUAUGGCUAGUAUUCUCAUCAAAAAUAUAUGUAUAACAAUUAUUUGCUACAAAGUUAUGUGUAAAAAUUGAUUUCAGUUGUUAAGUUACUUUAAGUAAACAAAAACUAAAUAAUAUAAGCUACAGACCCAGACAAACUUAGUUGUUAUGCUAAAAAAGUAUUAUAAACAACGAAAUCACGUUUCUUGAGGAAAAGUAUAAAAUUGCUUAAUUUUUUUGGAAUAAAUAAUAUCAAUAACAACAAUAUUUUUGAGCGAAAAAUUUAAAUCAAAAGCUCUUGAAUAAAAAAUAUUGACAAUUAUGAUUUUUUGAUAAUCGAAGCACUAUUUUAUGUCUUGACCGAGAAGUAAACAUAAAUUUAUUUUUGAGGAAAUACAUAAAAAUGGGGAAAUAAUUAAUAUUAAUGUUUAAAAAUCAAAACAAAGUAAAACAUUGAUUAAUUAUAAUUAAUAAUUAUUUAUUAAAAAAAAAUUUAAAAACUAAUUGUUUUGAGAAAAAUAUUUACAAGAUCAACUAUUAAUAAUUAUUUUUGGACAAAAAAGUAUGAAAUAAUCAAUAUUAUUGGUUAAAUAGUUUUUAGCAUAUCCUAUCGUCUACUUUCGAUUAUUACUAUUUAAGUUUUAAAUACUACCAUUCUUGUCUGGUUUUAAAUUCCAUGCUAGUUAAGAACGUUUGAAGCUUGUGUAGUCGUUUUUCAUGUAUUUAGGUCUAUUGCGGUAAAUAUUUAAGUCUAAAAUCUUAAAAAUCAAUAGAAUAGGUAACUAUUCCGUUUUUCUCAAGAAACAUACAUUUUGCGUUGUAUAUCCAUUUUUUACACUUUUGAUGUAUUCAGUUUGAGCAGAUUUAGUUUUACUUUGAUGUAUGUUGUCUCAUCUGUUUAAAUGUGUUAGUAGCUUAGGUCUAUAUGCAAUGUGUAUUUGAAAGAGCAUUAGAAAAUGCAUAAGAAAUUUGUACAAUAUAUCAAAUCAUACGAGGUAUGUUUCCAAAGAUAAUCCUUAAAGAACGACAAUCCUUAUCAAACUAAUUUUGUAUAGAAAUGAAUGAAUGGCAAUACACAAAAAGUGAUAAUCGCAACGUACGUUUUAUAUUUUCAAAUUUAGUUAAGGUAUGUAUGUAUAAUUUUUACUUUAAUAUUUGCUGAACAAAAAGAGUCAAUUUGAGCUUAGAUUAUUUAUUGGUUUUUGUAAUAGCUGGUUUCGUAUAUUACUUUAAAUUACUUGCCAAUCUGAUAUACAAAUCUUAUAAUGAAAUUAUAUUUGGUUGAUUUCCACUUGCUACGUUUCUUUUACCAAUUUCUUUUUGAAUGAGAAAAUGCAAUACUUAAUUAUACAACUUAAAACUUUUUUUAAUUCUGAUUUAUUUUAGCAACGUCCGAACCUUAUAACUAUUCCGCAAGUAUGUAUGUAAUUAUGUUUUUAGUUAUACACGCCAUUAUUGCCUGUCUGUUAUUUAAUGUAUCAUUUAAAAACAAAAAUUAUAAUAAAUAAUUUGCUGAUGCCUUCUUAGAACUUAAAUGUUAUUUUUAGUUAAAUGAAAGUUAUUAUUUUCAUGGUGUAAUUUCAAAUCAUAAGCUGUUUAGUUCAUAAGCACUAAAAUUUGUAAAUUUUCGUCACUUAUUCAGUAAAUUG
Anastrepha ludens (Mexican fruit fly) is the source of this 4913-nucleotide messenger RNA. It is a transcript of the gene Gat, whose product is annotated as sodium- and chloride-dependent GABA transporter 1. Bases 1 to 1233 code for a protein of 410 amino acids. The transcript has 7 exons. The record is from RefSeq and is a predicted model, not a curated record. NCBI's taxonomy places the organism in Eukaryota, Metazoa, Arthropoda, Insecta, Diptera, Tephritidae. Gene Ontology annotation, cellular component: membrane. Gene Ontology annotation, biological process: sodium ion transmembrane transport.